UUGUGGUUAAGGUAAGAGUUUUACGGUUAGGAUUUAGGGUAGGGACGUACCAGGGAUCCCAGAUAGCACUAACCGACGAGAAAGGUGGUUCCUUCGAGUGAUUUCAUCACCACGCACCGCCACACAGGUGGCGUGGCGUCAUGCACUCGUCGGUUGAGCGAGCGCGCCGCGGUUUUUUUGCGUGACCCGAUUGGAGUAUUAGAGGAAGCUUCCUUCGGUCAGAUUGAUAUCUACCCGGUAACCUGGUCUCCCCACUCCACCCCACCACUAUCCAUAUUACCGGCAUCUACCACCCGAGUCGAUGCUACCUGGAAAACGAAGUGCCGAAAUUAUGUCGGUGUCGGUGGCGUUCAUUGGAGUACUGAUGCUGCAUUCGGUCUCCUCGCAGAACGCUGGCUUUGUGAAGUCUCCCCUGUCUGAGACCAAACUAACAGGUGACACCUUUGAGUUGUACUGUGACGUGGUCGGUAGCCCGACCCCAGAGGUUCAGUGGUGGUACUCCGAGAUCAACCGGGCCGACUCUUUCCGCCAGCUCUGGGACGGCGCCCGUAAACACCGCGUCUCCAUCAACACGGCGUAUGGCACCAACGGCGUGAGCGUUUUGGGCGUGACUCGUCUCGGCCUGGAGGAUGCUGGGACGUACGAGUGCCGGGCCAGUAAUGAUCCAAGGAGGAAUGAUCUGCACCAAAACCCUGCCACCACCUGGAUCAGAGCACAGGCCACCGUUACUGUGUUGCAGAAGCCGUCGAUCAACUCGUCGGACCAUAUCACGCUGCCAGUUGAUCACUACAGCCUGCCCCUCACCCUGCAGUGCAACCUAACUUCAGCCCACAGCGCCCACAGCGAGAGUUUCUGGAUGAAGAAUGGGGAGGAGAUCAAAGAGACCCGCGGAGAGAGGGCCAACACCGAGCCUGCCAUGCGCCCAGUAGAGGCCCCGAUCGAGAUUAAAGCUGGUCCUGACAUCACAGGCCACAAGCGUAGUGACAAUAAGAACGAGGGCCAGAAAGCCCUCCUCUACUGUAAGGCCACUGGCUACCCCUACCCUAUCUGGACCUGGCACAAACUGGACAAUGGGUUCUACGCGGACAUUGAAAACUCCUCCGGCCGUUUCUUCAUUAACAACAAAGACAACUACACUGAGCUGAGCAUCAUCAACCUGGACAUCGGCUCCGACCCGGGGGAGUAUCAGUGUAACGCCACCAACAUGAUCGGCACCUCGUCCGUGGUGUCUGUGCUGCGGGUCCGGAGCUACCUGGCCUGGCUUUGGCCUCUGCUGGGCGUCCUGGCCGAGGUCAUUAUCCUGGUCGUCAUCAUCGUGGUCUAUGAAAAACGCAAGAAGCCAGACGACAUACAAGACGAUGACGAACCAGCUGGACCAAUGAAAACUAACUCCACCAACAAUCACAAAGACAAGAACCUUCGUCAGAGGAACACAAACUGAGAACACUGAUAAUAACAUAUUAUACAUGUAUGUAUCGACCACAUGAAGGUAACCAGGCAAAGGGAUUUAUAGAAAUGUGUUAAUAAGAAUGUAUCUGCCAAUAAAACGACGUAGAAGAAGAAGAAGAGGAGGAGGGAGGAGCUACUGUAAAUGUCUGUAUUGUAUGAUGAGGCAUGCCUUCUGAUUUUGAUUAUCUAGUUAUCGUGUUGACAAGGGUGAAGAAUGUGAUCGAUGAACGCGAUCCCAUAACAUUAUGAAUGAUUUCCGAAGUGUCUAUGGAAGCAUUAUAACCAUUGUUUGCUGCAUGCAGUUAUUGAUUGUCACUGUUUAUUGAUUGUUUUGAUUUGAUUAUUUAUUCUGAUCAAAUUCUUAUCAUUUUUCCAAUUUUUACUCUAUUCUGAAGUAAUGCAUGCAAGGUAUUCUAACUUUCUGUUUGGUCCAGACCUGACAUGGCUUUUUGGACUGUGUCCCAAAUGACACUCUUUUUUCCCCUAUAUAGUCCCCCCGCCCCGCAAAGGUCUCUGGUCAAAAGUACUGCACUCUAUACUGCAGGAGUAUUCAAAUCUUUAUCAUACAACCUCUGUAGAACUGAUGUUUUUUUUUUUCUGGUUUCUCUACCUGUUAAUGCAUUUGACCUACCUGGUGUUCCAGGUCUAAACCAGGCCCCCAGGUUUAAAGAAAAAGGAGUGGAAAUGGUCUCAAAAUCCAGAUUUGAAUGUGAAUGAAAUGAUAUGGAAUAGGGUGUCACUUGGGACUCAGACUUGUUUUUUUUUAAAUGUUUACUUAGAUAAUAGAUAAUCACUAUUUGUGUUGACUAUGAGAAGCUAAAGACUUUGCAAUGUAAAAAGGGAGGAACCCCCCACCCCGCCCUCCUCCCCGCCACCAAUUAUAAUCUGGUAUGACAGUAGAUCUGUACAGUUUAUCAUUCUGCUGCAUACCAUUUUAUAAAUCUGUUCCUUAUUUAUUUAUAUUUUAUCAGAUCACAUCUGGUUUCGCAUUUUAGUAAGGGCUUUGCAAUGUCCCUGGCUUUUUGAGUUGGAUGGAAAAUUCCUAUAUUUAACAUAUUUGUAUGUAUCCAACCACCGUAUAUAACAAUACAUGUGGUAAUAUGAAGGAUAUUCAUUCAUGAGAUGCACUUACAUUUUGGAAAAAUCAUGGAAAUAAAAAAAAAAGAUCUCUAUAAAGUUAAUUUAGUAUGUAAUUGUAACAACUCCUGCUAAUCAUUCUAACUGCUGUGUUUUAACUGAAAUAAAAGUGUGUAUUGUGUAUAGCAUGGCUAUUAUCCUAUGCAAUAAUAAUCCAUAUUGAUAUUAAUAUAUACAAAUCCCUCUUAGCAGCUUUUAGAUUCUCUAUGUUGAUCUAGAAUGAUCUUUAGAGCGUUGAUAGAUAGCGUACUGGACAGCUUGUUGAUCUCUAUAGUUGAUAAUGUUAUACAGUAUAUCUAGAAGUUGAAGCUAGGUCGAAGGCAGUACGACAACUGGAACUAUGUUAUGUAUGUCAAGAUUGACACUUGUAAAAGCAAUCCCAAAAUCAAUCACAAGUCAUUUUUAAAAAUAAAAACUUUAAAAAUAAA
Molecule: messenger RNA, 3014 nt
Organism: Oncorhynchus keta (chum salmon)
Lineage: Eukaryota; Metazoa; Chordata; Actinopteri; Salmoniformes; Salmonidae
Product: neuroplastin-like
Exons: 9
Coding region: 302-1441 (379 amino acids)
Biological process (GO): homophilic cell-cell adhesion; synapse organization
Cellular component (GO): neuronal cell body; plasma membrane; axon
Molecular function (GO): axon guidance receptor activity
Source: RefSeq, a predicted model, not a curated record